Messenger RNA from Setaria italica (foxtail millet), 2178 nucleotides. Its product is annotated as sucrose transport protein SUT1. Gene Ontology annotation, biological process: sucrose transport. The transcript is spliced from 13 exons. NCBI's taxonomy places the organism in Eukaryota, Viridiplantae, Streptophyta, Magnoliopsida, Poales, Poaceae. The coding region runs from base 238 to 1797 and encodes 519 amino acids. Gene Ontology annotation, molecular function: sucrose:proton symporter activity. Gene Ontology annotation, cellular component: plasma membrane. The record is from RefSeq and is a predicted model, not a curated record.
UCCAGACACACACCCACCUCGCUCGCCCGCCUCUCGUCCCUCCUCACUCCACGCGCUCUCAGCGCACCUCGCUCUCCUCCUCCCCUACCUCUCGCACUUUCCAUUUUCGUCUCCCCCUCCUCCCGGGACUCCAGCGCCUUCCAAAGCUCGCUUCCCCUUUGGUCCCUUCGAUUCAAUUCCGAUCUCCCGGCCGGGCAACCUGUGCUGUCUGGUGAUCUCGGCGGCCGAACGAACGCCAUGGCUCGCGGCGACGGCGAGCUGGAGCUCACGGUGGGCGUCCGCGGCGCCGGGGGCGGCGGCGCGGCGGCUGACGCCCCGGUGCCGAUCAGCCUCGGCAGGCUCAUCCUCGCCGGCAUGGUCGCCGGCGGCGUGCAGUACGGGUGGGCGCUGCAGCUCUCCCUCCUCACGCCCUACGUGCAGACUCUGGGGCUUUCACAUGCCCUUACUUCAUUCAUGUGGCUUUGUGGUCCUAUUGCUGGAUUAGUGGUUCAACCCCUCGUUGGCCUGUACAGUGACAGGUGCACCUCCAGAUGGGGAAGACGGAGGCCAUUCAUUAUGACAGGAUGUCUGCUCAUUUGUCUUGCCGUUGUGAUUGUUGGAUUUUCAUCAGACAUUGGAGCUGCUCUAGGCGACACAAAGGAAGAGUGCAGUCUCUACCAUGGUCCUCGCUGGCAUGCUGCAAUCGUCUAUGUUCUGGGGUUCUGGCUACUUGACUUCUCCAACAAUACUGUGCAAGGCCCAGCUCGUGCUCUAAUGGCUGAUUUGUCAGGUCAUCAUGGCCCUAGCGCAGCUAAUUCAAUCUUCUGUUCUUGGAUGGCGUUGGGAAAUAUCCUAGGGUACUCCUCUGGUUCCACCAAUAAUUGGCACAAGUGGUUUCCGUUCCUGAAAACAAAAGCCUGUUGUGAAGCCUGUGCAAACCUGAAAGGUGCUUUUCUGGUGGCUGUGGUAUUCCUGAUGUUCUGCUUCACUAUAACCCUGAUCUUCGCCAAGGAAGUGCCAUACAGAGGAAAUGAAAACCUCCCAACAAAAGCAAAUGGUGAGGUCGAAGCUGAACCUACCGGCCCGCUUGCUGUGUUCAAGGGCUUCAAGAACUUGCCCCCUGGGAUGCCGUCCGUGCUUCUUGUGACCGGCCUCACUUGGCUCUCAUGGUUCCCGUUCAUCCUCUACGACACCGACUGGAUGGGUCGUGAGAUCUACCACGGCGACCCGAAGGGGACCACCACUCAGGUCGCCGCAUUCAACGAAGGUGUCAGAAUAGGCUCGUUCGGGUUGCUACUCAACUCGAUUGUCCUAGGGUUCACCUCCUUCCUGAUCGAGCCGAUGUGCCGGAAGGUGGGCCCGAGGCUGGUGUGGGUGACGAGCAACCUUAUGGUCUGCGUCGCCAUGGCCGCCACCGCGCUCAUCAGCUUCUGGUCGCUCAAAGACUACCACGGAUACGUGCAGGACGCCAUCACCGCGAGCUCGAGCAUCAAGGCCGUGUGCCUGGUCCUGUUCGCGUUCCUGGGUGUCCCUCUCGCUAUUCUGUACAGCGUCCCGUUCGCCGUGACGGCGCAGCUGGCGGCAACCAAAGGCGGCGGGCAAGGGCUCUGCACCGGCGUCCUGAACAUCUCCAUUGUCAUCCCUCAGGUGAUCAUCGCGCUGGGCGCGGGGCCGUGGGACGCGCUGUUCGGCAAGGGGAACAUCCCGGCGUUCGGCGUGGCGUCCGGCUUCGCCCUCAUCGGUGGGAUCGUGGGCCUCUUCCUCCUGCCCAAGAUCUCGAAGCGCCAGUUCCGGGCCGUCAGCGGCGGCGGCCACUGAGCCCGGGCCCCCGCGCCUGGCCGGCCGGGCCAGGCCGCCGGCGUGCAAGAAGCAGAGUUUGCAUGUUCAUCAACAGAAUAAGAAAGGGAAACAGUCGUGUGUGUUGUACUUUGUCGUGUGAGUGAGAUAGGCUUGGGGCAAGUGGAGAGGUGAAGUGAGCAUCCGGCACCAGCUGGUUACCAAGGGUCUGGUCUCUGCUAAGCUAGCUAGUGUAAGGAGCGAUCGAGUAGGUCAGUUAAAAAAGAAGGCUGGUGCGUCGUGAGGGCUCGGUCGGCCGGCAGCGGUCGCGCUUGCUCCUGUUGUUGUCGAUCUUUGUGUGUAGCACAGCGGACUGAUCCGUCAGGGGAAAAAAGGGAUUCGAAUUCGGUCAAUCAUUGUGCA